AGAUGCUAAUCUUCAAUAUUCUCCUCUAAAACUGUCUUAUACGGUAAACACUCAUAAGGAAAUGAACACAUCUUAUUUCUUUUCUCCACUGAUAAAAAGGACCAGAAGCAUUUACUUCGGUAAUAUCUGCAAGUCCUCAGACCUCUGUUCUCCUGGGUGGGAUUGGGCUGUAAGGUUUAAUGGGCAUUGAAGGUGUGAACACAAGUUCAAAAUCUGGAAAUGUGGACAAGUUGUUGUCACCUCCACCAGGUUUUGAAGGUUGCUCGAAAUCUAGAAAUGUGGACAAGUUGUUGUCACCUCCACCAGGUUUUGAAGGUUGUUCGAAAUCUGUAAAUGUGGACAAGUUGUUGUCACCUCUGCCAGGUUUUGAAGGUUGUUCGAAAUCUGGAAAUGUGGACAGGUUGUUGUCACCUCCGCCAGGUUUUGAGUCUCAAACAAGGUUUGUGCUUAGGAAGGUACAAGAGCAGAUAAAUGGAUCCGGUACACGAGAUGCAGAUAGUUUCCAGAAGCUUGUUAACAGACGACCUUGGAUUGUGCAUGAUCAUACAACCAAACCUGAGGUACGACCAAGACGGCUACCGAGAGUCUCCAAGAAGGUAGUCCUUGAGGAAGCUCCAGUGUUUAACCCAACCGAGGAGGAGUUCAAUGACACUCUCUCUUACAUUUCAAGCUUGCGUGACAUAUCUGAGCCUCAUGGAAUCUGUUGUGUGGUUCCUCCUCCUUCAUGGGAUCCUCCAUGUCUUCUUGGGGAGAGAAAAACAUGGGAGGGUUCCAGAUUUUUCACUCAAGUUCAGAUCUUUGAUGGAGUUCGUACCGAUGACCCGAAGAUUAAAAAGGAGCCUGAUGCUGAUAGUGAUGAGGAUGAUGAUACGUUUGACAAGGUUAAGUUCUGUAGAACAGAAUUUGGUCAUGAGUAUACUUUGGAGACGUUCAAGAACUUUGCAGAUUCGUACUUGGAGAGGCAUUUUCGCGUAAAGGAGAAGGUUCUUGCUUCCAUGUAUUCAUCUCCAUCAGUAGACGCAUGGCCGACGGUGGCAGAUGUUGAAAAAGAGUUUAGAAAACUUCUUGAGAAUCCACUUGUUGAAUUAGGGGUGCUUUAUGGGAACAAUAUAGAUACCAACACGUUUAGCAGUGGGUUUCCUUUAUCUGGAACAUCUGGAUCUUGCAAGUACAAAACAUCAGGUUGGAAUCUGAACAAUACAGCGAAGCUUCCUGCCUCUCUUCUUUCGUUUGACGACUGUGAAUCAGUUUGUGUUCCUCGCCUAAGUGUAGGAAUGUGCUUGUCUUCUCAGCUGUGGAAGUCUGAGAAGGAGAGACUCUACUCGCUCUGCUAUCUGCAUACGGGCGCUCCUAGAGUGUGGUAUUCUGUUGCAGGGUGUCAUCGGCAUAAGUUUAAGGCUUUCAUGGAGAGCUUUAUCCCUAAGAUGUCAGGAGAACAGUCAAAGAAGAGUUAUGACUCUGUAAUUACUUCAACACAUUAUGAUUUUGUGAUGGCAAUGUCUCCUUAUGCGUUGCACAUGGAGGGUAUAACAGUGACCCUGUGUGUCCAGAACCGUGGACAGUAUGUUAUAUUGUUUCCAGGGACGUAUUACUCUUCCGUUGACUGUGGUUUUAACUGUCUGGAGAUAGCAAAUUUUGCUACCCUUGAUUGGUUAUCACAUAAGGAAGUUGAUGCUCUGCAGAAUCAAGAGAAGAAACGAAAAUCGUUGUUAUCGUAUGAUAAGCUAUUGUUUGGAGCUGCAAGUGAAGCUGUGAGAUGCCUUAAGGAAUACUCUUUGACCAAGAAAGAAACAGCAGACAAUAUGAGAUGGUUUAAUGCUUGUGGUAAGGAGGGGAUGUUCUCAAACACUGUUAAGUCACGGGUCAAGAAGGAGAAGAGCAGAGUUCAGUUCCUUAGUGGUCCACUAAAACUGCAAAGGAUGGACGAGAGGUUUGAUGAUGUGAGCAAGAGGGCAUGUUGUGAAUGCUUUGUGGAUUUGUAUCUUUCCGCUGUCCAGUGUUCAUGUUCUGCUGAUCGUUACUCGUGUCUAAGCCACAUGAGGAAUCUCUGUCCCUGUCCGUAUAACAAAAGGAGUUUUCUCUAUAGGUACACCAUAGAUGAGUUGAACAUUCUUGUAGAGGCGUUGGAACAGCGUAAGCUCAGCUCUAUGUUCAAAUGGGGAAACAUAGAUGGCAACUACUGCGCUUCUCCUGCCAUCAGAAGUUCACAACAACCUGGUGGGGACAAAGGCAAGAAAACAGAUGAAGUUAUGCAAGAUGUUGAAGCUGGAGGUAAGGAGCAGAUGGAGGCAAGAGGGAAGGUGAGAUCGAUCAUAGAGAUGAUGAAUGUCAAAGAGGAAAAUGAUAAUGAGUAGUUUGAUAUAUCAACCAGGCCAUGCGAUUCUUUUGCUGUCAACACGGCAAAGAAACAGAAGCAGGGAUUGAUAUAAAAGGAAUGUUUUGUUUUUAAGUAGUUUAGUCAAAGGAGUAAAUCGGUUUGCAAAUUUGGACCAUUAUGUAAACCCUAGAAGCACAACUCUAAACUCAAAUUUAUGUUACAUUUGUUUCAAAACAGUUUCUUUUGUUAAAGAAUAUUUUAUAUUCAGUUA
Molecule: messenger RNA, 2588 nt
Organism: Raphanus sativus (radish)
Lineage: Eukaryota; Viridiplantae; Streptophyta; Magnoliopsida; Brassicales; Brassicaceae
Product: probable inactive lysine-specific demethylase JMJ19
Exons: 8
Coding region: 180-2354 (724 amino acids)
Biological process (GO): chromatin remodeling
Cellular component (GO): nucleus
Molecular function (GO): histone H3K4me/H3K4me2/H3K4me3 demethylase activity
Source: RefSeq, a predicted model, not a curated record